Molecule: messenger RNA, 1126 nt
Organism: Ceratosolen solmsi marchali
Lineage: Eukaryota; Metazoa; Arthropoda; Insecta; Hymenoptera; Agaonidae
Product: THAP domain-containing protein 5
Exons: 3
Coding region: 107-1126 (339 amino acids)
Source: RefSeq, a predicted model, not a curated record
UAUUUAUAAAUAUGUAGUUUAUACAGUGCUAAAAGAUUUCGCUUUUACAGUUUUAACAUGUAUACAUGAGAAUAAUAGUUCAAUGUGAAAUUUUAUCACAUUGAAAAUGGAAAAUAUGCAGGCUUGCUGUCUUGAAGGAUGUGAAAGUUAUAAAUAUAUUACAAAACAAAAGAUAGGCUAUUUCAAAUUUCCUACUCGAAAUAAACCAUUACUUCAAAAAUGGUUAAGUCAAAUCAGAAUACCAAAUUGGCUUCCCACAGACAAUCAUAGAAUAUGUAGUAGACAUUUUCAUAUCGAUGAUAUUGAUUUUUCACACAAACAACCUAAGUUAAAAACUAAUGCCAUACCAAUGAUAUUUCCAUUAAAACAUUUUCAAAAUAUUUAUAUUGAUAAAAUAAAUACUAAUGCUAUCCAAGGAAUGAAAACUAAUGUGUAUUUGAAUAAAAUAGAAUCAACACACCAAAUUAUUAUGAGUAACCCUAAUAGUAUUCUACACAAUCCAACGAAGUCAUCAUCGAUGGUAUUAUUAUGUACACCAACAGAAGAAUCAAAUAAUAUUUCAAAUUUACAAAUAAGUUCAUUGUCAACUUCUAAUAUAUCUAUGAAAAAAAUUCCUAUAAAAAAUGAUCUUAUGAAAUGUUGUAAUUCUAAGUCUCCAAAAUUAUCCACUUUAAAUCCAUAUGUUUUAAUUAUAUCUGAUAAUAAAGAACCAAAAAUACCUUUUAAAAAUGUAUCUACGAAGAAAACACACGCAAUAUUGAAACUACAAAUUGAUAAAAAACUGAAUACUAUUACACCAAACAAUUUAAUAAUAGAUUCUGUAGUGGAAGAAAAUCGAUUUAAUAUCAUUAAACGGAACAAUAACAAUGUAUUGAAUACUAGUUCCAUGGAAGAAAUUGAAGUAGAUGAUAUCUCAUCAACCAAAAUUGUCGUUUUUAAAUUUGAUUCAUCUACUGGAAAAAUUACAGUACUGAAAAAAGAAAAAUUUGAAAAAAAUACUGAAAUAUCCAGAGAAACAAUAGAUGUGAAACAGUCUUUUAAAUUUGAUAUAAUUAAAGAUAUUAAAUUGAACAUAAACUUCAAACAACGAAAGGGAUCAAUUGGUGUUAAAGAAAGUUUUCUAUAA